UUACAACAACAAAGUUUCUAAAAUAUUAUUGUGAAUUUUAAUUAUAUUAUGAAUAUAUAAGACCUAUACUACUGACGGAAGUAACAAGAAAUCAUGGAGGAGUAUGUUAAUCAACAAAAUUUCUAUUUAGGGUGUCGUGUAUGCAGGCAAUUGUUGAUAAAAACAAAUAGCAUCUUUUUUGCAGAUCAGAUUCCUGAUAUGGAUGGAUUAACUUAUUCGGACGCAUUUAUUGAGUGCACUAAUUUAGAGAUAUCACAAAGUGACGAGUUACCCAAAAGAUUAUGUUCUGAUUGUGCAGCAAAAUUGACGAUAAGUUAUCAAUUUCGGAAGCAAGCAGUAGAAUCUGAUGGACUUCUUAAAAAUUACAGUGACUUGGAGAAAAAGGAAGAAAAUGAGAUGUACGAAAAUGCAAAAUUUCAGGACGAAGAGAUGUUUGAAUAUGAGACAUUAGAGGAACUAGAAGAGAAUAGUUCGGACCAAUUAAAGAAAGACAUUUAUCAAGAUGACUUAUCAGAAGGUACAGGAAACGAUGCUGUAUCGUUUUUAACUGGUAUAUUAAAGAAAGCUCCUGACUGUGCUAAUCGACAGCAUAUUGAGAUAAAAAAGAUUAAAUCGAAACCUACUGAUGCAGGUUUUGAAGAUCCAAAUCGCAAGCACGUUUGUAAUGUUUGUCAUAAAAAAUUCCAGAAAAGAUCCAAUCUUAUUGAUCACUUGAGACUGCAUGCCAACGUAAAAGUGUUUUCUUGUGAGCAUUGUGAAAAGUCUUUCGUCCAAGCUGGAAAUUUUAAGGCACAUUUAAGGACACACACCAAAGAAAAACCUUUUUCUUGUCCAUAUUGCAGCAAAUCAUACAGUCAAUCAAGCUCAUUAAAAAUUCAUAUUAGGUCGCACACUCAAGAGAAGAAUUAUGUCUGCGAUUUCUGUGAGAAAGGAUUUACAAAUGCUAGUGAUUUGGGAAAGCAUAAAUUAAUUCAUGAUCCAGUUAAGAAAUAUCGUUGCGAAGAAUGCCAAAGGCCUUUUACACAAAAAAUUCAUCUCAAAAAGCACUUAGAGAAGCAUCAUCCAGAUAUAAGCUUCGAGAUAGUAAUGAAGAAUGAGAAGUUCAAAGAUGAAACAAAAAUUAUAUUUGAAGAGUGUUUAGAGGAAACGAUCGAAGAUGAUGAAAAUGCAAAGGAAAUUGUAGUAAUGACAGCAUAAUCAUUUAGUUUUAUUAUUAUGUUUCGGAAUUUUCUUAUGUUUUUUCAAAAACUUCUCCUUAAAAUGUUUCUUGCGAUUCGAAAGUUUCACAUUUCUUUUACUAUUAAG
Chironomus riparius is the source of this 1305-nucleotide messenger RNA. Lineage: Eukaryota; Metazoa; Arthropoda; Insecta; Diptera; Chironomidae. The record is from the annotation of a GenBank genome assembly.